AUGGCUAAGGACUGUUCGUCUCAGAAUUAUUUUGUUCAUCAGAUGCUACAAUGGCGUCCUUUACUUCUGAGACACCCUUAUUUAAAACCGGUUGUUGAUGAAAUAAAAAUAUUAGAAACAACUGGAAUUGAAAUUGGAGGUCAGAUUUUUAAAGGCUCACUAGCAGCUAUGAGUUUUGAUAAUUUAGGAGCAAAUACAAUAUAUGGCAUGGUACAACCUUUUUCUGCGACUAAUUUUUGUAGAUUUUGCUUUGCAACCAAAACUCAAACAAAAACAAUGAUAUGCGAAGAUCUAUCAAUAGCUUUUAAUUAUGGUAAAAAUGAGAUGACUAAUAAACCUAGUCCAAUGAAUUUAGAUAAACCCGGAUAUUUAUUAGGAGAACGAGCUUCUCAAAUGUGGUAUCUGGUUAGAUAUUUGCCAUUUUUAAUAAGUGAUUAUAUUGAAGAAGAAUUAGUGCAAUCAAAAUGGGCAUUAAUUAAAGAAUUACUUCAAAUUAUGCAUAUUGUUUUCUCGCCAGUAAUUAGUCAUGGUAUGAAAUCUGAAUUAGACUUAUCAAUUCAAGAACAUCAUUUGAUACUACUCAACGAAUAUGAAAAAAUUAUCCUUAUUGCAUUUGUAAGCAGUGGUUUACAAUUGCUUAUAACGAUAAUUUUCAUGCUUAUGAAGUUCAAAACUUGA
Cotesia congregata is the source of this 678-nucleotide messenger RNA. Lineage: Eukaryota; Metazoa; Arthropoda; Insecta; Hymenoptera; Braconidae. The record is from the annotation of a GenBank genome assembly.